UUUUGUCGCAACAUGACUUCGUCUAGAAUACACUUAGUCAAAGGUUGCUACAUGCCACAACUGGGAAACAAAUUGGUUCUCUACUCAAAUGGAAUUUGUCCGUAUUCGCAUCGUGUUCACUUGUUCCUUAACGCAAAACAGAUCGCUUACCAGACCAUUUAUGUAGAUAUUUUCAAAAAACCCGAUUGGUUUGAGCAAAAAAGUCCUCUAGGACGUGUGCCAGUUUUGGAGUUGCCAGACAAGACGGGUCCAAUUAUCGAUUCGCUCAUCAUAACUGACUAUUUAGACGAACGUUAUCCAGAAAUUAAAUUAUAUCCAUGUGAUCCAUAUCGUCGUGCCAGAGACAAAGUGCUGAUUCACAGAUUUAAUGCAGUUUUAGAUACAAUUUCAAGAAUUAUGUAUCCGACGGGACGUCUACGAGCGAUUGAAAGUGUGAAUGAAGCCGCAGAAGAGCUCUUCGGUGAUCUUGAUUUCUUUGAAACUGAAUUACAAAAACGUAAAAGUAUCUUUUUUGGAGGUGCUAAACCAAAUGCCGUUGAUUACAUGAUAUGGCCAUGGUGUGAGCGGAUGAUGUUCUUCCCCAUGACUGACACUGGAUAUGAACUUGACAAAAAACGCUUUGAAAAACUGAUUAAUUGGCAAGAUCAGAUGUGUAACGAUUCUGUAGUAAAAAGUUGUGCCCUUCCUCCAGAAUUUUACUACGAAUUAUAUCAACGCAUUAAAGCCAAAACUCUCACCACAGAAUUCAUGGACAAAGCAUCGAAUUAUCGUGAAAAUUUGCGAUAUCAUGUAACGUCGAUGUACAAAGAUUGA
Messenger RNA from Culicoides brevitarsis, 813 nucleotides. RefSeq names its product pyrimidodiazepine synthase-like. Lineage: Eukaryota; Metazoa; Arthropoda; Insecta; Diptera; Ceratopogonidae. Gene Ontology annotation, molecular function: glutathione transferase activity; glutathione dehydrogenase (ascorbate) activity. Gene Ontology annotation, cellular component: cytoplasm. Gene Ontology annotation, biological process: glutathione metabolic process. The transcript is spliced from 3 exons. The coding region runs from base 13 to 813 and encodes 266 amino acids. The record is from RefSeq and is a predicted model, not a curated record.